AUGUCGGUAUACCAGGUAUUAGGUGCACUCUGCCUUCGAAAUGUGCACGUGGUGGUUCCGGAAGCCGUGGAACGAGGUUCCAAAGUUGAGAUGAAGUGCCUGUAUGACCUCGAACAAGAGGUCUUAUACUCCGUCAAAUGGUACCGGGGAGACCGAGAAUUCUGUCGGUAUUCCCCGAGGGACGUUCCACCGCUGAAGAUAUUCCGGAUACCCGGGAUAGAAGUUGAUAUAUCGACGGAGAUUGAUCUAAAUUUUGUUACCGAAGAAUUUAAAAGUAACUUUAUUUUACAGUACAGACCAGAUAAUCACGCUGUCGAUACCAGACCCCAGGCGACGAGUGACUCAUUUUAUUCCACAAUUUAUUUGUACAACAACGCAGACACGCACACAAUACACUCGCAGAACUGGAUCAGGUGA
Messenger RNA from Spodoptera littoralis (African cotton leafworm), 417 nucleotides. Lineage: Eukaryota; Metazoa; Arthropoda; Insecta; Lepidoptera; Noctuidae. The record is from the annotation of a GenBank genome assembly.